Molecule: messenger RNA, 645 nt
Organism: Drosophila kikkawai
Lineage: Eukaryota; Metazoa; Arthropoda; Insecta; Diptera; Drosophilidae
Source: RefSeq, a predicted model, not a curated record
AUGACGGAGUGUCCUUGCCAGUUCCUGUUCCUGUGCCAGUGCCUGUUCCAGUGCCUGUUCCUGUACCUGUUCCUGUUCCUGUGCCUGUUCCUGUGCCAGUUCCUGAGCCCGAUCCUGCGGAAGAUCCUGAAUUUGAUUCAGAAUCAACCGGCACGAAAAGCAGAAUCUAAAGCCCAGUCUCAAAAAGAAGCCACCAUGCGCCCAAUACAAGCCUUCUCCCUGGCCAUCCUGGCCGCUCUGGUGGUCCUUUCUAUGCAGGCAAGCACUCCAGCCAGCAGUUCAAGUAGCACUUCCCCAACCAGCAGCUCCACUUCCCCAUCAAGCAGCUCAACUUCCCCAUCCAGCAGCUCAACCUCGCCGUCGAGCAGCUCUUCCAGCAGUUCUGAUACCACGGCUACCACGACCACGACAGUGGCUCCAACAACCACAACCACCACGGCUGCCACGACCACCACUGAGGCGACGACCAAAAAGCACCAUCGCCGUCGCCAUAGGCGCCGUCGCGUUGUAAUUAUCCGCCGUGAGCGGGAAGGAGGCGAUGGUGUGCGUCGCAGGAGGAGCCGGGAGCUUGGUGAUGGCCGUAUUGUGAGGCGCAUCCGAGUCCGUGAACGUCGCGGCGUUCGCUCGACACGUCGCUUCCUUUGA